CUUGAACAUUACACGGAGACGGAGCACACAGCCGCUGGCGGCCGACGUUCAUAGGUAGCACUACCAUGCCGUCCGAGCGCGGUGUUGCCUUUCUUUCAUCACGGCUCGUAGUUGACGUCGGCUGUGGCAUGAGCAAUCAUUAAUAUUAUCUUCUAAUGAACGCAACAAAUUAGAUAGCUCAUUGCUUGGUUAAAAUUGAUGGCAACAAUCAAAUUUUUAAUACACAACAAUGUGGAUUCAUUUAUUUCAAAUAAAAGCAGUACCUGGAUUGUAAAUUAUACCUUCUUGCGUUGUUUCCUAAAAAAAUGUACGAGGACUAUAUAAAAAUAAUGGCGAAUACGAGAAGGAGCAACGUAGGCUUUGGGCACUUUGGGAGGAAGUACAGAAUGAAGAUGAAGCGAUCGAUCGAGACGAUUCAGAAGAAGAAGAUGAAAUAG
Acanthoscelides obtectus is the source of this 437-nucleotide messenger RNA. The record is from the annotation of a GenBank genome assembly. NCBI's taxonomy places the organism in Eukaryota, Metazoa, Arthropoda, Insecta, Coleoptera, Chrysomelidae.